Molecule: messenger RNA, 1289 nt
Organism: Acaulospora colombiana
Lineage: Eukaryota; Fungi; Glomeromycota; Glomeromycetes; Diversisporales; Acaulosporaceae
Source: the annotation of a GenBank genome assembly
AUGGGGCGUAAAGUCGCUUCACAAGUACAUAAUGCCGCGACACGCUUAAUGCAAGGAAAACUACUACCAGAGCCACCUCUAUGGUAUAGUGCUGUAGCUCGGUAUCCUCCUUUGCCCCUCCCUCCACGACAAGCAGCACGUCGAAGCAAUCAAAAGGAAGGUGAAGAAGCGACUAGCACAGGUGCUGAAAAGUUACGAAAAGAGACAAAACCUCGCGUGAUGCCAGUUGUGUAUCUGGAAGAUAAAGUCCGCCAGCGAUUCUUUUUGGACCACCCUUUCGAAGCGUUUAGACCGAGAUCCUUAGUUGAGGAGCACGAGAUACAGAAAGAGCAUCCCAUACAGGGUCCAGAAUGGACCCGACUUAGGCAGAGAGGUCGAAACCCAAAUUCCGAAGACUGUAUCAAGUUUGCCGUUUCGUUACACAUCCACCAUUCCCUCCCUCUGUCUCAAGCAUAUCGGACUGCCUGCCAACAAUUUGCAGCUUUGCGCUCAGAACACAGUAUUUCAUCUCACAUUGCCUACCUCGAAGCGAAAGCAUUAGGUGCCACGUUCACAUCUUCGUCGUCCAUCAUCCGACGAGGCUUCGAUCUCGAAGAAGCAGCCCUCGCCAAGUGGAAGAAGGGCGCUGAUCAGAAUAUGAACGAGCAAGUCGCUCGUAAGAAGUGGAGACCCGUGUUUGAGAAGCAGCAAGAGGAUAUUGGACGAUGGACUCAAGGAGAGGAAUACGUGCACAAGGCGAAACAAGGAGAGAUUCCGACAUACAAAGCCGGGAGCCUAGACAGCUUUGUCAGUGUACUUGCCAAUACACCCAAGGCUCCUCAACCGAAACAAGGUCCCGAUCUACUCAACGCCAACGAACCCAGAAGUUCCAAUCAUCACCAGUGGAGCUUGUACUACGAGUCGACCAUGACUGAGAUUUCGAGUAAUAAAGCAUUUGGUGGAUACAUCAAGAAAUACAAGGCUCCAGUCAGUUCAUUCUACGUUAAAUCUUCAUCAUUGGGAGGACUGGAGACUCAAUUUAACGUCUUCAUCCCAUCUACUAGUUCAGGAUAUGGCACAAAUUUUCCGGUGUUAAUCUACCUGGCAGGAUUGACCUGUAACGAGGAUACAGGGGCCUGGAAGGGUGGCUUUCUGCCUACGGCUGCAUCGGAAGGCAUCGCCCUCGUCUUUCCCGACACAUCACCCAGAGGUGCCAAAAUAGAGGGUGAAGAUGAUGACUGGGACUUUGGUACCGGAGCUGGAUUCUAUAUAGAUGCCACCGCGGAUAAAUGGGCCAAGCAUUACAGGAU